Nematolebias whitei (Rio pearlfish) is the source of this 657-nucleotide messenger RNA. RefSeq lists its product as uncharacterized. The transcript is spliced from 5 exons. Bases 1 to 642 code for a protein of 213 amino acids. The record is from RefSeq and is a predicted model, not a curated record. NCBI's taxonomy places the organism in Eukaryota, Metazoa, Chordata, Actinopteri, Cyprinodontiformes, Rivulidae.
AUGAGUCCACUUACUGUCACCAUCCUUUGUGUCCUUAUGGGCCUUUUGGUUUCUGAAAUCUCCUGUGAAGCACCCAAGAAAGAAGUCCAGAAGAGUCUAGAAAACGAGGCAGCAUUUCUAAAAGUUAGACUCGCCUUGAUGAAGAAUCACUACAAGCUCUUGUGUCACCAGUUCUCCAGUUUGGCACAGAACUGCUCAGCUCCAGCUAUCAGAUGCACAGAGUGUCCUGAUGGGUGGCUUCAGGUUGAGGAUCAGUGCUUCUUCCUAAGCACUGAAAGGCUGGAUUUUUCUACCAGUGCUGCUAAAUGUAAAGAUAUCGGUGCCCAUCUUGCCAUCUUGACCACAAGAGAGCAGCAUGAGGCUGUGGAAAAAGAAGGCAGGAGGCUUGGAGGACACUACAUCUUCUACUGGAUUGGACUGAGUGACGCUACGAAUGAAGGAGACUGGAGAUGGAUGGACAACUCAAUGCUCACAACCUCGUUUUGGAACGUGCAUAAAUCAGAACCAGACAACCACACCUCUGGUGGUCCAGAUGGAGAGGACUGUGCAGUGGUGGACAGCCACAGUCAGAGCUGGUACGACGUUCCCUGUGGGUUCCAGUAUCCUCGGAUCUGUCAGAAGGCCGCCGACCCGCUGAUAUGAGACCAUCAAGCACAC